AUGGGAGUCCCAUUCGACUAUGCGCCCGAUCGACCGGAGAACAUCCAGCAGAUCCUGAACAGCCUUGAGCGAUAUAACCCGGAAACGACGACGAUAUUCCAGGAAUAUGUCAUGCAGCAAUGCGAAAAUCAGACAUACGACUGCUACGCCAACUUGGCGCUCUUGAAACUCUACCAAUUCAACCCCCACCUACUCAAAGAUGAAGCCGUCACCAAUAUCCUCCUCAAGUCGCUAACCGUUUUCCCCUCCCCGGAUUUCUCCCUAUGCCUUGCCCUCCUACCACCACAUAUCCUCCUCCCUCCUUCAAAAGCCUCGGCCGCGGCUUCGAAUAACCCCGUUGCUGGAGAGGCCCCAUUCAAUGAGGCGGUGCAGAAGCUUACCGUCCUACACCGCCUACUCGCAGGCGCACAGUACUCGGAAUUCUGGUCAACGCUCGAUGGCGACGAUCUGUAUGCGGACUUGGUGGCUGAUGUUGCUGGCUUUGAGGAGCUCAUGAGGGUCAGAAUUGCCGUUGCCGUUAGCCAGUCUGUGCGCCAAAUCUCGAGAAGUGUGCUGGAAUCCUGGUUGAAUCUUCGCGCCGCUCCGUUCGACAAAUUUGUCAAGGAAGUAUGCGGUUGGGGCAUCGAAGGAGAGGGCAAGGAUGCCAAGGUCAGAGUUCCUUUGAACAAGGAGAACGAAGCGAAGGGAGUAGUGGUGCGAGAGAAUGUGAAGUUCGAACAAUUCGGGCGAUUGGUGCGGAGAGCUUAUGAGCAACCCGCCUAA
This is a messenger RNA of Eremomyces bilateralis CBS 781.70, 762 nucleotides long. RefSeq names its product ARM repeat-containing protein. Lineage: Eukaryota; Fungi; Ascomycota; Dothideomycetes; Eremomycetales; Eremomycetaceae. Gene Ontology annotation, biological process: regulation of translational initiation. The record is from RefSeq and is a predicted model, not a curated record. The coding region runs from base 1 to 762 and encodes 253 amino acids. Gene Ontology annotation, cellular component: cytoplasm; eukaryotic translation initiation factor 3 complex. The transcript is spliced from 3 exons. Gene Ontology annotation, molecular function: ribosome binding; translation initiation factor activity.